Fopius arisanus is the source of this 1381-nucleotide messenger RNA. RefSeq lists its product as uncharacterized. The transcript is spliced from 3 exons. NCBI's taxonomy places the organism in Eukaryota, Metazoa, Arthropoda, Insecta, Hymenoptera, Braconidae. The coding region runs from base 69 to 1349 and encodes 426 amino acids. The record is from RefSeq and is a predicted model, not a curated record.
UCCACCAUUCAAUUUCACUAUCGACAAAUGGUUGUAAAGUUGGUAAACGUUGUUAUGAAGAGGGAGAAAUGGUGCGUGACAUUGAAUGGAAGACAAUGUGUGACAAUUGCUUUUGCGCUAUGGGCGGUAUUCGCUGUGUUCCACUUGCAUGCGCACCACCUCUACGAGGAUGUACACCCAUAGUACGUGAAGGACAAUGCUGUCCAUCGACCUACAAUUGCAGUGGGAGUAUUGCCGUUAAAUCGAGUCAAAGUUAUGCUUCGUACGCAUUUAUUAGUAAAGAUUAUGCAAAAUUUCGGAAAGAAACGAAUUUUCUUUCACCCGGUGAAAGCGGGUAUUCGACGGUGGAAGGUAGGUCGCACCGUCAAGAUGAUGAUUUACCAAAAAUUGAAGAACCACUUGAAAAUGAAUCAACGAUAUCGGGGAUUGAGGUAGCAUCGUCCACAGUCACUUAUGAGACUGAGACGAUGGAUAACGAGAUUCCCACUGAGAGCAUGGAUUAUCCCAAGUCAACUACGUCAGCAGAGAGCAUCACCCAAUCUUGGACAAGCACCGACGGCGAUGAAGCUAUCGAGGCAUCUAGUACCAUUGAAAUCUCCACUACCAGCUCCAGUAAUACGACUAUUAUUGAUUAUCAAUUGACCACUAACAUUGGCACAUCAACUGUCAUUGAUUACACUCUGUUGAACGAAGGAGUGGCUGACACGACUGUAAGGUCUGACGGAAUGUCCUCAUUAGGUCAUUCAAUUCCAAUAGUUAAUGAGAAAAAUGGAACAUUUCAAUUGAAAACAAAAGCACGAGAGAAAAUGGAUAACUUUGAGAGAAACUCAACUAGCGAAUAUCCGGAAAUUAUUUUUGAAACAACAUUUGGAACAAUUAAGGAGAAAGUAGAAGCUAAUGAUGAGUCGAUGGGAGGUGUCAAAGGAGCUGUCAUGAUGCCUGAAGAUAUUCUUGUUAUGAAUGUCACUCUAAAAACCAAUGUUUCUGUGGAAAUUGUCCAGAGUAUUGGUAAUAAUUCUGUGCGGCCGUUGUCCACUGUUAUUCAAAGAAUCGUCAAUAUUACAGACAGGAAGAAGGAACAGGAUUACGAAGAGUACGAUUACAACGAACCUACACUGCCCCCUUCCUUGCCUAAUGUCCGAAUCAUUCCAUUUGUCGCAGCAGAUGCUCUUGUUAAGGAUAAAGAAUCAACAUCACCAGUAACUGCUUAUCCCCUGGGCUUAGUCGGCGUUCCACCAGAACUGAGACCAACUGAUGUGUCCGCCGUUGGUAGUCCUAGCAAUUUCUAUAACAUUGUUACCCAGGCGAAUCGCUUCAGUCCACCAGUAGAAACUGAAGGUCUGUGCUGAUUGUUCUGCAUCUUUUCUUCUUCUCUAAGGCC